CAAGGGUUUCGCAGGCGUCGCCGACUUUUGCGCAGAAGAAGCCGCCGCAGCUCAUCCGUUCGACUCUGCAGCAGCUGAGGGCUCAGUUGGCAGUCGCGAGAUGGGUGCGGUUCGUCGCGGGUUCACGGCGUUUCUGAUACUGAUGCUGGUGGUGGUCACAGCGGCCUCGGGGAAGGACUACGCGUUCCACUGGGGCGUGGCGCUCAUAUCGCUGGUGAUGCUGUUCCUCGCCGACCUCAUGUUCUUCACCGAGGCCGACUUCCAAUUCGACCCCUUCUACCAAAACUGGGCCAAGAGAACGGACCCCAACUACUGACCAAGGAGGGAGCAGAGGGAGGAGAUGCUGAUAUGGUAGAGGACAGACAGACACGGGACCGCCGGAGUGGGGACAGAUGGCGCGCUUCGACGAUGGAGCUGGUGCUGAUCAUGCGUGCGAGAGAGGAGAGGAUGGAUGGAUGCUACUCGGCGUACUGCUGCUGCUGCUACUUGUUUCGAUGUGUACAGCUUACCUUCUUGCUUGGCUGCGUUUCUUUUGACUGCCUAUGUGUGAGUACGUGUGCGCCCAUGAGAGCGGAGCGGAGCGCGACGUCGAUGCGUUGGUGCUGUCUGUCUGUUGUGGUGUGGUGUGUGUGGACUGCCGUCACCUUGACGAGUGCGACAAAUCCUAUCGAGCGCCCCCGUUUCGAUGAGAUUCGUGAUGUUCGUUGAGCUGACGAUUGUCCCGUCCUCCACACAGCGUAUCGACGAACACCUCACUCAGUUGACGCGUUGGCGUGAGGCUGAAUGUCUGUGAUUUGGUGCUGUAGGGAACGGCUGGCUGCCUUGUUCUCUCUGCGGCUGUCAUGUCGGUGUGACUGCGGAUGGAUGUGGGUGUGUGACACGCGUGCUUUAUGAAGUUUUGUUUGAUGAGCUCAAUCAGCGAGCGAGUUGAGCAAACACGCAUGGCAUGCGAUAAGAGCAUUCAUCAGAUCACUGACUGGUUCGUCACGGUUCGACACGGUGGCGAUGGCUGCUGUGCUGAGCCCACUCACUCACUCCACCAUCAAUCAAUCAAUCAACCAAUCAAUCAACCACAGCACACAUCGAGACAGGCACCCCACCCCACCCUCAACACACACAUCCGAAAGCAAGACAGACAGACAGACAGACAGCUGUACACGAGUGACACGCCAGGUGGUCUGUCUCUAUGCGCUCACUCAAUCACUCAAUCACUCCUGCAGGCCUGCAUCCAGACAAUUAGUUGGCCUGUCAGUCAGGUCAGGGCCUAUCUAUCGUGUGUGAUUGAUUUCUAUCCACAACCCUCCCCUCCCCCUGCCCCCCCCCCGGCCCAUCAUGUGCUCCAAAAAGCCCUCUUUAAUUAAUUGACCGACGUUCAUCUCUUUACACACACACACACACACGCACCCACGGCCCCAUACUUGAAUCACAGCUGGGCAAUGCAUCCAUCUCUGAGGAAGAAUAUCAGCAGACAGAAACGGCCGAAAACCUUCAGCAGCUGCUGAAGAUUCAACUCUGUGGGUAGGCAAUGCCACGCCAAGCGGCCCCCGCCUCUCUCCUGUCCGCUGUCUGUCUGUCUGUCUCUCUGUCAGAAUGCGCUAUGUGAAGAAGUUGCCCCCGCCUCGCCAAGAAUGGCUUCCGCGAGGGCCACACAACACC
Molecule: messenger RNA, 1656 nt
Organism: Vitrella brassicaformis
Lineage: Eukaryota; Vitrellaceae
Source: the annotation of a GenBank genome assembly